AUGGCAGGAUUGGUGGCCAUCACCACCAAAAUAACGGAACUGCAAAAGCAUGGAAGUCCUGAUAUAGUAAUGGCUUUAGUCGGUAACAAAGCUGAUCUCCAAGAAAAGCGAGAAAUCCCAGUUGAAGAUGGCACCGACUAUGCAGAAAAGAAUGGGAUGUUUUUUAUCGAGACGUCUGCUAAGACAGCAGAUAAUAUAAAUCAGCUGUUUGAGGAAAUUGCUAAGCGAUUGCCCCGUCCAUCACCUUCAUGA
Messenger RNA from Ilex paraguariensis (yerba mate), 252 nucleotides. Lineage: Eukaryota; Viridiplantae; Streptophyta; Magnoliopsida; Aquifoliales; Aquifoliaceae. The record is from the annotation of a GenBank genome assembly.